Theobroma umbraticum is the source of this 989-nucleotide messenger RNA. It is a transcript of the gene BIGYIN, whose product is annotated as Tetratricopeptide repeat (TPR)-like superfamily protein. Gene Ontology annotation, biological process: peroxisome fission; autophagy of mitochondrion; mitochondrial fission. Gene Ontology annotation, cellular component: peroxisomal membrane; mitochondrial outer membrane. The record is from RefSeq and is a predicted model, not a curated record. Gene Ontology annotation, molecular function: protein binding. Lineage: Eukaryota; Viridiplantae; Streptophyta; Magnoliopsida; Malvales; Malvaceae.
UAGCGUGGCUCUCUUAACAACGAAAGGCCCCAAAAUGUGUAAGAUAAAACCAGAAUUUCGAAAUUAAACAAAAGAGAGAGAGAGAGAGAGAGAAAGGGGCAUAAAUCUCAAGCUAAACCCCCGUCGAAAUUUGCCGACAGAGCACUGAUAACUGAGAAAUGGAAGCGAAGAUCGGAAAAUUUUUCGAAUCGGUUGGCUCCUUCUUCGGUGGUGCUGAUCAAAUCCCCUGGUGCGACGGCGACAUCAUUGUUGGCUGUGAGAGAGAAGUUGCAGAUGCUGCUAAGGGUGAUUCGGAGGAGCUGAAGAGUGAAAGCAUCAUGCGGCUUUCGUGGGCACUUGUUCACUCUAGGCAAGCUGAAGAUGUGCAGCGUGGGAUAGCAAUGCUUGAAGCGUCAUUGGCUAAUAGCAGCUCUCCAUUGCAGCACAGGGAGAAACUUUAUCUUCUGGCUGUUGGAUAUUAUAGAACUGGUGAAUACUCAAAGAGUCGACAACUUGUAGAGCAGUGUUUGGAGAUUGCACCGGAUUGGAGGCAAGCUCUUGCCCUGAAGAAGACAGUUGAGGAUCGUAUUGCUAAAGAUGGUGUUAUUGGAAUUGGCAUCACUGCUACUGCUGUGGGACUUAUUGCGGGUGGAAUUGCCGCUGCAUUGUCUCGCAAGAAAUGAUAAAACCAAAAUUCUGGCCAUGAGAUUGCGCGCCCCGAGUAUUUUGCAGAUUUUCCUGGAAAAAUAAGUGACAAAAGUAUAGUUGUAACAUCUCUUGGUUUUUAGAAUGUAUUGCUACAAGUGGUUUUGAUCCGGUUUGGCGUGCCUAGCUGAUAGAAACGAGAGUUUCGUUAAUAGAUAUGACAAAGACAGUAUUCUCUGCCCAUAAUGUAAAUGCCUUUUUUUUUUUGGUGUUUUGUGUGAUCAACUAGAGUAACUGUUAGCUUUUGCAGUUGCUGUCAUGGGGAAAGUGCAUGAAUUUGCUACCUGUGAAAAGGUAUACAGAUA